Messenger RNA from Dromiciops gliroides (monito del monte), 4727 nucleotides. It is a transcript of the gene ERG, whose product is annotated as ETS transcription factor ERG. NCBI's taxonomy places the organism in Eukaryota, Metazoa, Chordata, Mammalia, Microbiotheria, Microbiotheriidae. Gene Ontology annotation, biological process: cell differentiation; regulation of transcription by RNA polymerase II. Gene Ontology annotation, molecular function: DNA-binding transcription factor activity, RNA polymerase II-specific; sequence-specific DNA binding. The record is from RefSeq and is a predicted model, not a curated record. The transcript is spliced from 10 exons. Gene Ontology annotation, cellular component: nucleus. Bases 105 to 1541 code for a protein of 478 amino acids.
CAAUCUCAUCCGCUUUAAACAACCUCAUCAAAACUACUUUCUGGUCAGAGAGAAGCAAUAAUUAUUAUUAUCAAUAAUUAACGAUUAAUAAACUUGAAUGCACUAUGGCCAGCACUAUUAAGGAAGCAUUAUCAGUGGUGAGUGAGGAUCAGUCAUUAUUCGAGUGUGCCUACGGAGCUCCACACCUUGCUAAGACUGAGAUGACUGCAUCCUCCUCCAGUGAAUAUGGACAGACUUCCAAGAUGAGUCCACGAAUCCCUCAGCAGGACUGGCUACCACAACCCCCAUCUAGAGUUACAAUCAAGAUGGAAUGUAACUCUAAUCAAGUUAAUGGUUCAAGGAACUCUCCUGAUGACUGCAAUGUUACAAAGGGUGGGAAGAUGGUCAACAGCCAAGAUAAUGUUGGAAUGAAUUAUGGCAGCUUUUUGGAGGAGAAACAUAUUCUAUCAACAAACAUGACAACAAAUGAAAGAAGGGUUAUUGUACCUGCAGAUCCUAUGUUAUGGAGCACAGACCACGUCCGGCAAUGGCUAGAAUGGGCAGUGAAAGAAUAUGGUCUUCCAGAUGUUGACAUCUUGCUGUUCCAGAACAUAGAUGGGAAGGAUCUGUGCAAGAUGACCAAAGAUGAUUUCCAAAGACUCACUCCAAGUUAUAAUGCUGAUAUCCUUCUCUCCCAUCUUCACUACCUCAGAGAGACUCCUCUUCCACAUUUGACUUCAGAUGAUGUUGAUAAAGCCUUACAAAACUCUCCACGGUUAAUGCAUGCUAGAAACACAGGAGGAGCCACUUUUAUUUUUCCAAAUACUUCAGUAUAUCCUGAAUCCACACAAAGAAUUGCAUCUAGGUCAGAUUUACCAUAUGAAGCAGCUAGGAGAUCAACCUGGACAAGUCAUAGUCACCCUACACAAUCAAAAGUUACUCAGCCAUCUUCUUCAACUGUUCCCAAAACUGAAGACCAGCGUCCCCAAUUAGAUCCAUAUCAGAUUCUUGGACCAACAAGUAGCCGUCUUGCAAAUCCCGGGAGUGGACAAAUACAGCUUUGGCAGUUCCUUCUGGAGCUUCUCUCUGACAGCUCAAAUUCCAACUGUAUCACUUGGGAAGGCACCAAUGGAGAAUUCAAGAUGACAGACCCUGAUGAAGUUGCCCGUCGCUGGGGAGAACGCAAAAGCAAACCUAACAUGAACUAUGAUAAGCUCAGCCGAGCAUUACGUUACUACUAUGACAAAAAUAUUAUGACUAAAGUUCAUGGCAAGCGGUAUGCUUAUAAAUUUGACUUCCAUGGAAUUGCUCAGGCAUUGCAGCCCCAUCCUCCUGAAUCUUCUUUGUACAAGUAUCCAUCAGACCUCCCUUACAUGGGCUCCUAUCAUGCUCAUCCUCAGAAGAUGAACUUUGUUGCUCCUCAUCCUCCUGCUUUGCCUGUGACAUCUUCCAGUUUCUUCUCUGCCCCUAACCCAUACUGGAAUUCAUCAACUGGAAGUAUCUACCCUAAUACCAGGCUUCCAGCCAGCCAUAUGCCUUCCCAUUUGGGGACUUACUACUAAAGGAAAAAUGAAAUUCCUCUACAUUAUAAAAUGUCCCACUGGAUUUUUAUAAAGUCUGUUAGAGAGAACAUGAAUCAAAAGUGGAAUGAAAGGAAUGAAAAAGGUUGAUUAUAUUUCACAUUGGGGGUGAUAGUGGGAGGUGGAGAAAGAGAUAAAACAGUCCCUUAGAGAUAAGGAAUUAAUAAAAUUAAUACCUAAAAAGCAAAGAUUAAGCUAAAUGUAAUAUGGGAAAUCAUGAAAGACAAUGUAAGUUGAAGCAAGAAGUGAUCAUGAUCAAGAGAAGUGUUGCUUUAGUAAGUUUAUAAGAUUCAGUGUAAAGUUUGGUAUCCACGUGCUAACUGGGACUAUACUACAAUAUUAGGAUAAUACAAUAUUGAUCUAACAUACAAUAUAUGAAUUCAUUUCUUAAACUCUGCCUGUAUUUAAAAUAGAAGUAUAUAUACAUAUAUAGUGUGUAUAUAUGUAUAUAUAUAUAUGAAUUCUCUCUAUAUGAAUUUAUACACAUAUUUACACACAGAUUCAGACUGGUUUAUUAUGGAAGCCAAUGUGUGGAAUACAAUGGCACUUGCUGUUUUGAUUCAAAUCAAAAUGGAGGGCUAUCAGCUAUUUCAAACUGUGAAGACUCUUCAUCAUUUCAGAUUUCUAUGAUCCAAAGAGUAGGACUGAGGAUGUGUAUAAAAGACAAGUGUAUGAUUGUAGAACAAGAGCCUGCAUCUGCAACAGGACAUUAGUGAGCAGCAGAAGAAGAGGGCAACAAAGAAUGAGAAAGAAACUGCUUAACCAAGCAGAAACUGAAAAUGUUAACAUUGGAACUUGGAGAAAGAUUUAUUAGGAUAUGAGAUAAAGUGUUAUCAGUAUUAUGUCAUCCCUAGUAUACAGAGAGAACACUGCUAAUCUUAAAAGGAAAAGUAGUGUGAAAUUCAGAAUUCAAAUUGCACAUCACUUUUUAAAGUUUUCUUUUUUAAAAAAAACUGGAAUUAUCUGAUAUUUAGAAGAAACAGUCAGGACCUCACCAUUAUCUUGGGGCAUAAGGUAAGAGACAGCCUUGCUGACUGUCAUUAUCAGAAAUCACAUAAAUGUCUUGGUUAAGUGGACAUCACUUUUCCUUUUUGAGUCGCAAAUGCUGUGCGUUUGUAUGAAUGAAAUAUACAAGUCAGUGGGUUUUUUCUCUUUAUUACAUAAUUAAUUAUAUAACUUAUGCAUUUAUACACUACGAGUUGAUCUCGGCCAACCAAAGAUGACCACACAGACACACAGAUAUAGACACGGACACAGACAUGCACGUACACAGAGACACAGAGACACACAUAAACACACACAUGCUGGUUAAUCAGAAAUAUUGUGGCCUUGAAUUUUAACUCAGUAUGCUUAAUGUUUACAAUAUGAAGUUAUUAAUACUUAGAAUGCAGAGUGUAUAUAAUAAAAUAAGCUUGGCCUAGAUUUAUGAUUCUUAUUUAUAUAGUUGUCUGCAUUUUUAGUCACCAAUUUGCUUCAUCAUCAUAAUUGGUUAGAAAUGUUCAUCUUCAUUUUUGUCCCUUAAGAAAGUAAAAGAUAAAUAGAAAGGACUCAAAUCCCUUUUGACUGAAAUUAUAUCAUGGUUCAAUCCUCAAAAUCAGUUUAUCCCAUAUAGUUGUGAGAAUCUGUACCAAAUUCUUCCUAUUUGUUUCCAUGCUGCUAGCAUGUUCAUGUCUCCUCUCUGGAACAGUAGUACCAAACAUUAUAUUGGUGGAUUGGUCAUGCAUGCUAAUUUUUACUCAUCCACAGAAUGGAAAGAGAAGACUGAAACUGAGGAAUGUUUUUUGAAGUAAAAAUUUAAAUUCUCUAUCACAAAUCACCACAUGGUUCUUAAUAUAAUCAUAAAGUGUUGAUAGAACCAUGAAAAACCUGCUGCACUUAAAGAAAUUAUAUCAUUCAUUGUAAAAUAAAAUUUUAACUAAAAAACCCCUGUUAUUCCUCAGUUUAUAACAGUAGGGGGCAACAUCUUAAUGUGUUAUUUGGCUAUUUUCAUUGUUUAAAAUAAGCUGAAUAUUACCUCCUUUUAUAUCACAGGAAUUUAGGGACCAGAGUUCAGGGUUUAGAAAUCUCUAACCUCAUAUUUUUUUAGUAGCUGUGCUCAGUAGACAUUGUUUCCAAGAUCCAGUAUACCAGUGGACUUAUGAACACAUCAAUGUGAGUAUUCCCAAGUUGUGUCUGCUGGUCCUUUUCCAUGUUCUCACAUAUAUAUUUACCAUAAGGUGUCAGUCCUUAUGUUAUGUCGGGGGGCGGGGGGAGGAGGUGAAAGGGAAUUGAGCAGCAAGACUGGGGAGAUCUCUGAGUUAUCUAGUAACUUACUUGGACUGGUAUGAAGAGCAAAUCUUGAACACAAAGGUCAAUUGCAUCAUUUCCCAGUAGUUCCAGAAGCAUUCAUAAGCUUUAUGCAGUCUUUUUCCAUAAGGAAAACUUAGUUGUCAGACCUCUAUGCUGUGAAGUCUUGGCAAUAAUUCCUAAAAAUUAUAUAGGAUCACAUUACUUGAAUUCCAGAAAAUUGGCAUCCAUAUUGCAAAUAGUCUCCACCAUUAUAUUCACAUUGAAAAUAACUUCAUUUUGUUCUACAUUGUACCUUGAUCCUGUAUCAUUAAAAAAAAAAACUAGCAGAAAAGGAUAUGAAAACUGUACUACAGGAAAAGGUUAAUCACUUACUCUGUUAGAAGAUCAAGUCAAAUGUGUCUGCAUUCUGCAUAUAAUUGUAAAUUUUACUCUCCUGGUAAUUCAAUGCUACUGUUUCAAGACCAUUUCAUGAGCAAAACAAUAAAUACAAAAUAAGAUCAAAUUCAAUUUUACAAAUGUUUUAAGUUUGCUGCCCACCUAAUCCCAUCCAAAUUAUUUACAAAGUUUGAUGUAAAUAUGAGCAAUGAAGGAGCAUUUUUUAAGACCUUUAUAAUGAAUGUCCUCAAUAAAACACCCUUUAAAAUAAUUUUUACCUAUUUAUAUCAUGUUCAAAUUUCAAAAUGUUUUCCCACUGUUUUAUUUUUCAUUUCAAAUCCCCCAACAAUUGAUUUAAGAGUCUUACAUGACCACUGGAACCUUAAACAUUUUUUUUUCAUAUUGAUUUUUUUUCCAGAAGCAUUUGUUUGUGUUGGUUUCCUGGAAAAUAGAAUCUUGCUGAAAGAUUCCUCUUUUGCUGUCUUAAAUAGUGUUUUAAUUUCU